Molecule: messenger RNA, 1273 nt
Organism: Drosophila busckii
Lineage: Eukaryota; Metazoa; Arthropoda; Insecta; Diptera; Drosophilidae
Exons: 2
Coding region: 131-1171 (346 amino acids)
Source: RefSeq, a predicted model, not a curated record
GUGAUUUUUCAGUUAAUUUCCAAAAACUCCAAUCCCACACAGAUACACACAAUUUUGUUGUUUCAAAUUUACUGUGACUCACGUUUUUUAACCAUCUUUAACUGAAAAGUGCUGUACGCUUCCAUAAACCAUGGAUAAAGCUCAAAGUUCUGAGGAAAUUGGCAAGUUACACACGUGCAGCAGCCGGCGCGUGUUGUGGCAGCUGCAAGACAAUGAGGAGGAAGAAGUCUACGACUCUGUUGUUAACUAUCGACGCCUACCAACGACGGAUAAGACCGCAAACUCAGCCAGUUCCAGUGCAUCAGACACUGCUGCUGCUACUGCUGCCGAUGCCAGUACCAGCAGCAGCAAGUGGCGACUGCUCCUGAAGCCACAAGCGGUUGAAGAGUCACCCAAUUUGGCCCUGCGCUACAAGCCUUCACAUGAGUCGGUGCCAGCGCCAGCGCCAGCGCAGUUCACAAACAAAAGAGCUCGCAGCAUUGAGCAUUGGCAGCAUUUGUUUGAGCUCAUACGCAGUAAUAAGACUUCCGCCACUCUGGGUGCACGCUAUAAGCCAUCGCAUGAGUCUCUUAAGCAUCAGGCUAGCAAGGAGCAAGUAACAAAUGCGCCCAUGCCCACGCCCACGCCCACGCCCAAGCCCAAGGUGAUCACUGCUGAUCUUAGAGUGGAGCAGUGCAUCUUUCCGCCAUUACAGACGGUAGUGAUACGCGAGAUGCCACCUAAGUUUGCCAGGCGUAGACGUAUACCAGAUGAUACCGACUCUUGCGGAUCGGAGUUUUGCGACUUGUGCAUGCCCUUGAAGCAAUCAUUACAUGCUGAGCUAGCAAAGGUCACACUUAUGCCAGUUAUUAAUCCACCAGCUAAGAAUGAUAACCCAAAGAGCAAACGUCGCUUCACCAAGCAACCAGCUAAUCCCACUGAUGCCACUGGCAGCGGUGCGAAGUCAACCUCCAGUUCUGCCGUUAACCCAUUGCCCACUUUACGGCAACGCCAGUUGGAGCUACAUCGCUAUCGCUUGUUAAUUGAGAAACGCCGUUUGGAGCUUCUCGAUUUGAAGAUAACACGCGAGCGUGCUGAGGCAGUGCGCCAAGAUGUGCUCUUCCAUAAGGACUUGCAGCUGAAGCACAAUCAAAUUCAGUCAUUGGAGGACGCCAACAGCUCACAGGCCUAGUUUACGGAGUCACAGUCUGGGCACAAACAAAAUCAUUAAGUAAUAAAUUAAUACAACAGUACUCUUACACAAUAGAAUCAAUAUAAAAUUUCAUAUUUUUAU